AUCCGGACGGCCCUCAUGGAGGGUCUGGACAUCAAGUGGGGCAAACGACUCGUCAAGAUUGAGAAAAUAGAGGGUGGUAUUCGAGCCGAGUUCACUGAUGGCUCGACUACUGUAGGAAAAACACUGGUGGGUGCAGAUGGCUCGACAUCCGUGGUCCGCAAGUUUCUCGCGCCCACAACUCACGAGCUGCAUCGCCUUCCUAUCAAUGCGGUGGGCUGUGCCGUGACUAUGAGUGAAGAGCAAGUCAAUUAUUUCAAAAACCACGUCGAUCCACUCUAUUUCAUGGGUACGCACCCAGAAACAGAUACCUUUGUCUUUUGGUCUCUGCUAGACACUCCCACCUCUCCUGGGAGGCCCUACCGUGCACAGGUCUACUUUUCCUGGUUGGCUUCUGAUGCGGAUGCGGAACUGUUCAAGCAGCCCUUACUUGAAGUGUUCAAACAAAAGGGCCGGCCAUUCUUCCCUCGCAUGCGUGAUAUUGUUGACUCGUUGCCGGAUGACACCGUCGUUACAAAAGUCAACCUGGUCGACUGGCCCUCUGUUGAGUGGGACAAUUGGAAUGGCACUUGCACCUUGAUUGGCGACGCGGCCCAUUGUAUGGUGAUUUACCGCGGCGAGGGAGUGAACCAUGCCAUUGUAGAUGCCUGUCAACUCGCGGAUACUAUCAAGUCGGGUGCUGAUGGUGACAAGUCCAUGGAUGACGCUGUCAGAGAGUAUGAGAAGCAGAUGCGCCCGCGAGCGAGAGAGGCAGUGAAGACCAGCAGACAGGCCGGAUACGAUGGCCAUUGUUAUGCUAAAGUUGACAAGGAAGGAAGCUUCGCUCUUCUAGGUGAAAAGCCAGUCUAGUGGUCUUUCUUGUUAUCCAGGCCUUCUGUGCAAGGGCACAGCGGCCCAAGAACCGCAUGAUCUAGUACGCAUCUAGGUGAUGGGUGCAGAAAUGCCGAUAUUUCGGGCAGUUCUAACUGUAGGCUAUUGGAUAUUGGUCGAAAUUGUUAAAAGAGUUGGGUUGACACCGUUUCCCGGAAGCACUGCAACAGAUCUAUUUUUUUGCUCGUAUAAUUAUUUUUCCUGCCUAUACCCUAGUAGAUAUUCCACCCUAGGUAGAAUCAACUUUCGUGCC
Aspergillus candidus is the source of this 1120-nucleotide messenger RNA. RefSeq lists its product as uncharacterized. Lineage: Eukaryota; Fungi; Ascomycota; Eurotiomycetes; Eurotiales; Aspergillaceae. Gene Ontology annotation, molecular function: FAD binding. Bases 16 to 846 code for a protein of 276 amino acids. The record is from RefSeq and is a predicted model, not a curated record. The transcript has 3 exons.